This is a messenger RNA of Lolium rigidum, 1990 nucleotides long. Its product is annotated as LEC14B protein-like. The coding region runs from base 284 to 1660 and encodes 458 amino acids. Gene Ontology annotation, molecular function: protein binding. Gene Ontology annotation, cellular component: Cul4-RING E3 ubiquitin ligase complex. The transcript is spliced from 10 exons. Gene Ontology annotation, biological process: proteasome-mediated ubiquitin-dependent protein catabolic process. Lineage: Eukaryota; Viridiplantae; Streptophyta; Magnoliopsida; Poales; Poaceae. The record is from RefSeq and is a predicted model, not a curated record.
GGCUCCUCCCGGGUGAGAGGAAGAACAGUUGUGCAGUCCCCCAACUCCCACGCGUCCAGUGAGCAACGGCGGCGGAGUCGCCGCCACAGGUCUGGGUGGACUCCGAUUGAUUUUCCGAAGCUGCCCCGAUUCCGCCCCGGUUCGAUUCGACCGAUCCUGCGUCCUCCCCUCCCCUUUCCGAUCAAAUCGGCCCCUUCUUGCUGCUCGAAGCAAGCUUUGGAGUCUGCAUAUCAAUGGGCAUUUGGAAAGAGAAUUGGUACAUAUAAUAUAACAGUCAGAGAGGAUGGGUUACGGGAUGAGUAGGCUACAUGAGGCAUACAGUGAACAUGAAGGGGAGAAUACUGAUGGAUCUAGUGCAGUCGAAGUGAAAAAUGAAUUCUCAAAAUUACAUAAUGAUAUUUUCCAGUUGACUCAACUAAGAUCAGGACCUAGUGAAAGCGUCUGCAAGUCCAGGGAUACAGCUUCAAUAACUAGGUUAUUACGUGGAAGGGAAGUUAACUCUUCAGGAAAUGGGAAGUUCUCUUCAGCUGAUCGUGCAUUUGCUCUUGGUCAUUAUCUUCCGGUGGACGGUCCUGAAAUAGUGGACAGAAUGGAUUCCCGAGCUUAUGUCUCACAGUUUUCGGCCGAUGGUUCUCUUUUUGUUGCUGGUUUUCAGGGAAGCCACAUAAGAAUAUAUGAUGUCGAUAAAGAUUGGGGAGUGCACAAAGACAUUCAUGCUAGAAAUUUGAGAUGGACCAUUAGUGAUGUAUCGCUGUCACCUGAUCAAUGGUUUCUUGUCUACUCUAGCCUGGCACCUAUUAUCCAUAUUGUCAAUAUCGGGACUGCUUCCAGAGAAUCAUAUGCUAAUAUCACUGACAUCCAUGAUGGAUUAGAUUUUUCCCUGCAUGAAGAUGUUAGAUAUUCGUUUGGAAUGUUUUCUGUUAAGUUCUCCACUGAUGGCCGAGAGCUUGUCGCUGGCAGUAACGAUGAUUCAAUAUAUAUCUAUGACCUUCAGGCGGACAAACUGACAUUGCGUUUACCCGCUCAUACAUCUGAUGUCAACACAGUAGCAUUCGCUGAUGAAAGUGGUAAUCUCAUUUAUUCUGGAAGCGAUGAUAAUCUGUGCAAGGUCUGGGACAGACGUUGUUUGUCCUCAGGGGAAGCUGCUGGAGUUUUGACUGGACAUUUGCAUGGCAUUACUCAUAUUGAUAGCCGUGGAGAUGGUCGAUGUUUCAUAUCAAAUGGAAAAGAUCAAGCUAUUAAGAUGUGGGACAUUAGGAAAAUGACAUCCAAUGUUGAUGGUUCUGAAAACAGAGUCCCUGCUUGGGACUACAGAUAUUCAAGAUAUCCACAACAGAAGCAGCAAAAGCAUCCACAUGAUCAGUCAUUAGCUACAUACCGGGGCCAUUCAGUUCUCCGCACAUUAAUCCGUUGCUACUUUUCUCCCGCGUACAGCACAGGACAAAAGUACAUAUACACAGGAUCUUACGAUGCUAGUGUCUGCAUCUAUGACGUGGUAAGUGGAUCACAAGUCGCCAAACUGCAAGGAUAUCAUCACCUGGCAGUUCGCGACUGCAGCUGGCAUCCAUCUGAUCCAUUGCUUGUCAGUUCAUCCUGGGACGGGCGGAUUGCCAAAUGGUCCAGAGCUUGUUCACAGCAAGAUACUUCUGAACUUGAUUGAGUCAGGUACUCGAGUGUGCAGAUACUUCUCGUCAUGUAAUGUAUAGAAAGCAUGGGUGAUCUUCGGUUGAAGGAAUAGUUUAAGCAAAGAAAGCGUCCGUCAAAAAAGAAGAAGAAAAGAAAGAGAACCAUACACUGUACAUACAAAAUAGAGGCCGAGUCAAGCGCGUUUGUGUGGUGUUUCGUCGUACCUUUGAUGAAGGUAAAACAUAGUACUAUACCUUGGUGGGAAAUUGCAUAUGUGUAUAUGUUCUCCAUGUACUGUUAAUUAUGUACUUUCCAUGGGCAUUUGUACUUUGUAUCCUUUUGGUCUAAAAUUUUGAAAGCAGAA